AUGACACCUCCAGCCAACAUCAACCCUAGCGGCAUUCAGGCUCACUUAGCCACUUAUCAGGGCGACAAUUAUGUUGAGGGAUGGGCGUCCCUCUGGGAAAAAGGCGACGACUUGCCCUGGGAUCGUGGAUUUCCCAAUCCUGCUUUAGAGGACACACUGGUUGAACGCGCGGGCACUGUCGGCCGGCCACUCGCACAGAGACCAGAUGGAAGUUCCUACAGGAGGAAAGCUCUGGUUCCGGGAUGUGGUCGAGGUGUGGACGUGCUUUUACUGGCAAGCUUUGGAUAUGAUGCUUAUGGUUUGGAAUAUAGCCCCGGGGCGAUCGAGGCUUGCAAAAAGGAAGAAGCAGCGAGUGAGAAGGAAUACCAGGUGCGGGACCCGUCUAUCGGCAAGGGGAAAGUCACCUGGGUUCAAGGCGACUUUUUCGACGACGCCUGGCUGAAGGCGAUUGAUGUACCUCGAAACGGGUUUGACAUCAUUUACGAUUACACAUUCUUCUGCGCUUUGAGUCCCGAUUUACGUCCCAAAUGGGCACUUCGGCACACCGAGCUCCUGGCUCCAUCUCCUGCAGGAAAUUUGAUCUGUCUGGAGUUCCCCCGCCAUAAGGACCCUCUCGCCCCUGGUCCUCCUUUCGCUUCCCCUUCAGAGGCAUAUAUGGAGCACCUGAGUCACCCAGGAGAAAAGAUUGUCUACAAUGACAAGGGUCUUGUCAAGGCCGACCCUCUAAGGGAACCAAGCGAAGCCGGCUUGGAGCGAGUUGCUCACUGGCAGCCAGCACGAACGCAUACCGUGGGCCAAGGAGAUAACGGCGUCAUUCAUGACAGGGUGUCGAUCUGGCGACGACGUACCUAG
Messenger RNA from Penicillium oxalicum, 852 nucleotides. Its product is annotated as putative thiol methyltransferase. The record is from RefSeq and is a predicted model, not a curated record. Gene Ontology annotation, molecular function: thiopurine S-methyltransferase activity. Bases 1 to 852 code for a protein of 283 amino acids. The transcript has 2 exons. NCBI's taxonomy places the organism in Eukaryota, Fungi, Ascomycota, Eurotiomycetes, Eurotiales, Aspergillaceae.